This is a messenger RNA of Indicator indicator, 2214 nucleotides long. Its product is annotated as mucolipin-3-like. The transcript has 15 exons. Gene Ontology annotation, molecular function: NAADP-sensitive calcium-release channel activity. Gene Ontology annotation, cellular component: plasma membrane; lysosomal membrane. The coding region runs from base 16 to 2214 and encodes 732 amino acids. The record is from RefSeq and is a predicted model, not a curated record. NCBI's taxonomy places the organism in Eukaryota, Metazoa, Chordata, Aves, Piciformes, Indicatoridae.
UUCUUUCAUUCAGAAAUGGAAAAUCCUGAAGUGUCUGUGAGCAGCUGCAGUACUCGUGAUGAUGAAGAUCUUUGCAGCUACAAACGCCAGCUUUCAGAAUCACAGGAGGGACUUUUGGAAGAUCAGCUUAGAAGGAAGUUAAAAUUCUUCUUCAUGAACCCAUGUGAGAAAUUCUGGGCCCGAGGCAGGAAACCUUGGAAACUUGGGAUUCAGCUACUCAAAAUAGCAAUGGUUACUAUUCAGCUGGUGGUUUUUGGAUUGAGCAAUCAAAUGGUGGUUGCCUUCAAAGAAGAGAACACUGUUGCAUUCAAACAUCUCUUCUUGAAAGGAUAUAUGGACAGAAUGGAUGAUACCUAUGCUGUAUACACACAAACAGAUGUCUAUGACCAGAUAUUCUUUGCAAUAAACCAGUACUUAAAGCUGCCCAACGUUUCUGUUGGAAACCAUGCUUAUGAGAAAAAGGGAGCAGAAGAGACUGCUUUGGCUCUGUGUCAGCAGUUCUACAAGCGAGGAACCAUCUGUCCUGGAAAUGACACCUUUGAUAUAGACCCAGAGAUUGUGACUGACUGCUUGUACAUUGAGCCAAUGAUGCCGCUGGACAACGCAACAGUGGGAAAGCACAAUUUGAAUUUCACUCUGGAUUUCCACAGACUGGUGGCAGUGCAGCUCAUGUUCAAUCUGAAGGCAAUCAACCUCCAGACUGUUCGUCACCACGAGCUCCCCGACUGCUACGAUUUCACUCUGACAAUAGUGUUUGAUAAUAAAGCACAUAGUGGAAGAAUUAAAAUAAGUCUAGACAACGACAUAUCAAUCAAGGAAUGUAAAGAAUGGCAUGUUUCUGGAUCAAUACAGAAGAACACUCAUUACAUGAUGAUCUUCGAUGCUUUUGUUAUAUUGACUUGUCUGGCCUCAUUGAUCCUUUGUACACGAUCAGUGGUUAAAGGAAUUCAGCUCCAAAGGGAAUUUGUAAGGUUUUUCCUGUAUUAUUAUAAGAAAGAAGUAUCUUUCAGUGAUCAAAUGGAAUUUGUCAAUGGUUGGUACAUCCUGAUUAUGGUUAGUGAUGUCUUAACUAUUGUUGGAUCAACUCUAAAGAUGGAAAUACAAGCCAAGAGUCUGACAAGUUACGAUGUCUGUAGCAUACUCCUGGGGACAUCCACUAUGUUUGUGUGGCUUGGAGUCAUUCGCUACUUAGGUUUCUUUCAGAAGUACAAUCUUCUCAUCCUAACAUUGCGAGCAGCGUUACCUAAUGUAAUGAGGUUCUGCUGUUGUGCUGCUAUGAUCUACCUGGGCUAUUGUUUCUGUGGAUGGAUUGUUCUGGGACCAUAUCAUGUGAAGUUUCGCUCCCUGAACAUGGUUUCUGAAUGCCUUUUUUCAUUGAUCAAUGGAGAUGACAUGUUUGCCACAUUUGCAGAAAUGCAGCAGAAAAGUUACUUGGUUUGGUUAUUCAGCAGGAUCUAUCUCUACUCCUUCAUCAGCCUGUUCAUCUAUAUGGUGCUGAGUCUCUUCAUCGCACUCAUUACAGAUACGUAUGAAACUGUCAAGCACUACCAGCAAGAUGGCUUUCCAGAGACAGAGCUUCAGAGAUUUAUAUCACAGUGCAAAGAUCUACCAAACUCUGGCAGGUACAGGUUAGAGGAGGAGAGUUCUGCAUCUAUCUUCUGUUGUUGUAAUGUGAACAUGCUUAAUGGAGUGUGGGAAUGUAUCGUGGAGGCUUUGAAGCAGCAAGAACUGGACAGUGGAGCUGGUGUAAAACCUUUAUACCUAAAACCUGAAUUUGCUUUUCUUGAAAACCAGUUAUGCAGAGUGCGUGAGCUUGCGUUUCGUCUAGUGAAGAUAGUUCCUGUGGACCUUAGUGAGGACCCAUUCCCAGCUCAUCCUGUUUACCAGUAUUUCAGAGUUUGCUGUAGAAACAAGAACCUGAGGCCCGGCGGCCUUUCUUUUGCUGUAAAGAAAGAGGCAGACGCAACUUCAUGUGCUGCCGGCCCGACCGGGCGGCCGCGGGACACGUGGGCGGCGGGCCGCCCGCCUCCACCCGGGACACAUAAAGGCGGCGCGGGGGGGCAGGACGGGCCAGAACGGGCCGCGACGCGGGGCUCUCUGGCGGGACGGGGCUGGCCAGCCCGGCCCAGGCCACUAGGGUCGCGGCGCCGGUUUCCCCCGUCAGCUGCCGGGGGCUGCGGGAGCCCGGCGCCGCCUUGCCCGGGCAGCACCUGA